CGCGACGCGCUCGCGUCCUGCAGGAAACUGGUAGUCCGAUACGUGCCGGGCCACACAGGAAUUGCGGGGAACGUGGUGGCCGACCACCUUGCAGGGUACGCCAACGAGCCAGACCUGCAAGAAGAAGGGGAACCAAUCACGCACCGCCAGUUCAAAACCGAGGCCAAGAGAGUGGUGCGGAACGCACUGCGCCAAGACCUGGAGGACAGGCAACACCAAGCAGAAACCCGAAGCAAAACCGCGACCACCCUGGCAGCAACAGGGGGGUGGGGCCAGGACCUCACCGCGGACGGAGUGGAGCGAACCGGCCAAGCACUGUACUACGCACUCCGCUUCGGCCUGCUGGCCGCGGAGGCAUCGGGGGAAGACAUGCCGUGCGCCCUGUGCGGGGCACCGUGCGCAACAACAGCGCAC
This is a messenger RNA of Amoebophrya sp. A120, 414 nucleotides long. The record is from the annotation of a GenBank genome assembly. NCBI's taxonomy places the organism in Eukaryota, Dinophyceae, Syndiniales, Amoebophryaceae.